AUGGCUCUGUCUAACUUAAAACCUCCCACACUGCGGAGGGUAUUGGGAUCGCCAUUUAAGUCCCCUGCCAAUGUUCAUAAUAACAAGUCGAGUAACUUGUUUUCGAAUUCAAACCCAGAGUCCCAUGCCAGUCCCACGCCAAAGCGAAAUGAGGAAAGAGACACAAUAUUUGGCCCAAACGACUCAACCGAAGAAGAGAACAGCUCAAAUGAUCAUAAUAAUACUGAUAAUGUAACCGAUGAUGUUGUGUGUCCCAUUUGUAAUGAGCAAAUGAUCAGUCUAUAUCAGUUGAACCAGCAUAUUGACGAUGAACAUAAUACAUCAGAGGUUACGUCAGGAACAGAUGAAAUAAACGAGGAUACAACUGCGUCUGUUAUUCCCAAAGUUUUGAGUAAUGAAUUUAUAAAUAAUGACUUAACGAAAUGGUUUAGAAAGAAACCGUCCCAGGAGAUAGUUACACCUGUUAAACAUAAGACUAUCAAGCUCGAUUUGAUAGACAACAGUAAAGAAUUUAGCCUCAGCGAUAAUACAACGACUAACGAAGGCAGUUUACAGGAUGUUCUUUCGAAUGCAAGCUCACCAUCGGUAGAUAAACUGACAGCUCGAAUAACUAGAGUACACUGGAAAAAACCACUGGCAUCUCAAAACGUCUGUGCAAAUCCCACUUGCAACAAAUCAUUGAAUGUCAAGAAUGGCAUUGUUAAUUGUAGAAAAUGUGGAGACUUGUUCUGUAACCAUCAUACUUACAAUAAGGUAAGGUUAAGAAAUUCUGAGGACGACAAGGAACCUCUAUAUGAUACUACAAAAGCAGGACAAUGGUGCAGAUGCUGCGAGAAAUGUUAUCUUGCAAAACCAGAUUUGGUUCAAGGUACACAGUCUAACGUACAUGAUUUAACAAAUAUUUUUCUUCAGAAAAGGCAAUUGCAUGUUGAUACCAAAGAAUUGAUUAGAAAUAAAAUUCAAAAAAGGUUUAUCAAGAUGGUUAAUCUUCAUGCAGAUAAAUAUAUAUCUACAAAGGAUAAGACAAUAUUAAAUAUACGAUGGUUGUCGUUGAAUAAUUCUAAGGAUUCCAUUUUGGAAAAUGAAAAGGAGAUUGUUGGUUAUGACAGCUGGCAAAUUGAUGCAACAAUAACUCAUUGUAACAUUUGCUUAACCAAAUUUAACAUAUUAAUAAGAAAGCAUCACUGUAGGCUAUGUGGAAAAAUAGUUUGUGAUGAUACAUUUGGAGAAAGAUCAAAUUGCCUGAUUGUUGUUCCAUUAAGUAAGUUAUUGGAUAAACUAGUAGCUCUAAAUUAUUCGCCUCUAGUAAAGCUGAACCUUGAAGAGUUGUUGAACACGGAAGAUAAUCAAUUUUCUGUAAGGUGCUGUAUUAAUUGCAAAAACGAUUUGUUGCAUGAAUGGAAGUUGAAAAAUCAAUAUAAUUCUAAAGAGGAGGGCAUAUUCUUAGUUUACACCGAGAUCUUAAUGACCAAGAGAAAGAUUCAAGUUAUGAUACCUAGGUAUAAAGCAUUAGUAACUGAACCGGAUAAUCAAUCCACGAACAAGCUAAGGAUAAAAUUAAUGACGUUCAUGAAGGACUUUGAGUCGCUAACUGUUCUGUUCAAAAGCAAUUUUUUUGAUAAAGUUAAUGACAGACUUGUCGUAAAAGAAUUAUACUUACCUUAUGCAAGGCUAAUUAACAACAUUUAUCAAGGUUGUACCAUAUUUUUACAGGAUACCUUAGUUAAUGUUAAAGUUCUCAACAAGGAGUAUAAACAGAAGGAAAAUAAAUUGCUAGAACUGAUGAAGCCAAAUGAGCUGGCUGUAACAACACCAAAAUUGACAAAGAAGGAAAUCAGGGAAUUAAGAGAAAGCUUGAUGGUGAUGAAUGAGCAAAAAUUCUUGGUGGAAAACCUUAUUAACCAAGUCACAAAGCAGAGAAAAUUCGACGAAUUGACCCCAUUGAUGGAAAAUAAGAAUGAGCUCAAUGCAGCGAUCAACGACUUGGAGUUGAAACUUGGCAAUGACGGGUUUUAG
Messenger RNA from Debaryomyces hansenii CBS767, 2016 nucleotides. RefSeq names its product Pep7p (gene PEP7). Gene Ontology annotation, biological process: DNA repair. The transcript has a single exon. Gene Ontology annotation, molecular function: metal ion binding; DNA binding. The record is from RefSeq and is a predicted model, not a curated record. The coding region runs from base 1 to 2016 and encodes 671 amino acids. Lineage: Eukaryota; Fungi; Ascomycota; Pichiomycetes; Serinales; Debaryomycetaceae.